AAAGAAGUUUAAUACAAAUGAAGAUAGCACUUUUAGAAAAGAUAGGAAAUGCACAGAUGUAGUUUUUCUGAUAGUUAAAUUAGUGUACGUUAUUGGUCUGUUCAUUUUAGUAUCCCUGUGUCUGACACAAUCUGACGUGUUCCGUAUUAUAAAUGGAUACGAUGAUUGUGGGAACGUAUGCGGACGAAGUAACACACGAAACAUCAAUCUCCUUUGCUCCGGUGAAAAUAUGACCACCAAAAAGUAUUUAAUGUUAACAGCUGUAUCGUCCUCGUCUCAAGUGUUAAGAAGCUGCGAAGCAGAGUGUCCUGAGUAUGAGGGAUUUAAACUGUUCUUCAACCGAUGUGUACGGUUCCGCCUGAAUCGGUCUGAUCCCAACCGACUGCCGCAGAGCAUUCUCGACGAAAUCUGGCAGGACUUGGAAUCUUGCCAUUUGGAUCUAUGUUUGCUUUGUCUGCUAGCGUUGUUUUGCUCAUUACUGAUGCUAGUGUUUCUGUGGUGUGCCCCAAGGCUGGUAAUCUGGACGGCAUUGGUGGGAACCGUACUGACUUGUUCGAUCGGAACAUUUUGGUUAUGGUGUCGAUGGACCUUGGAAAGAGAAUCGGAUCACUAUUCGGGAAACUAUUUGUGGUAUGCAGUUGGAGCCAGCGUGACGAGUGCAGUAAUUUUCCUAUUGGUUUUCUUGUUGUGGAGAAAGAUUACGCUGGUUAUAGAACUGCUAUACGAAGCCGGUAAUGCUAUCCGGAAGAUGCUAUUUCUGCUCGUUGUUCCUGUUUUGACAGUUGCCACCUUAACGAUGUCGUUUGUCGUAGCGGUGUAUUUUAUUUUGAUUAUCGAAAGCGCCGGAAAACCCGUGCUAGUAGCAAAGAGUGUGGUAUACGAAAAAGAUAAUCUGGUUUUGGUAACACGAUGGUACAACAUAUUUGCGAUCGUUUGGUUUUGUCAGUUUCUGUUCGACUGCCAGCGCAUGGUGACGGCCGGAUCUAUUACGGCAUGGUACUUCACCGUAGACAAAUCCAGGCUUGGCAAUGCCGAGAAAAGAAGCUUCGUUUUACUACUACGAUAUCAUCUAGGCACCGUAGCGUUAGGAUCUUUUCUUAUAGCAACCACUCGCUUGAUUCGUCUGGGUCUGAAAAUCGCAUGGUGUAUGAGACGCUUAAGUAGCCGUGCUCGGUGCUGCUCAGUUUGUUGUCUUUUCUGUCUGAAUUGUUGUGUCUCAUGGUUGGACCCGAUCCAAAGAAGUGCCUAUAUCGUAACAGCCUUACAGGGUCAACCGUUCUGCAGAGCUGGAAAAGCUAAACUGUUCGUUCUUGUACUGGUUGGUUUUGUUGGCGUUGAUUGGAUGCAACAGAAGCGCGAACUGUACCACCCCUAUGUUGUGCUGAUCCUGGUGGGUGUCACUGUGUACCUGAUUGCACAUUGCUUCUUGACAAUGUAUGAGAUGGCAAUCGAUACAAUCUUCCUCUGCUUCUGUAAGGAUAUUGAGUUGAACAACGGCAUCGACAGGCCUUACUACAUGUCUCGAAAUCUGAGGAAAUUUGUUAACAACAAAGCGGAAAUUAAUACACUACGAGAAAACAAGGCGGGUACUUCGCAGCAACCUUAGAAGACACGGCAGAAUGGCUCGAAGGCGUUAUUAUACUUACAUAGAAAAGAGAAGCUUUCCCAUGCGUAAUACCGAUCAAUAUGAACAAAUUUCAUGGUGCUGUAAAUCACAACAUCCUUUUUUAUAUACUUGAGUGUUUUGCAACCAGUG
This is a messenger RNA of Topomyia yanbarensis, 1756 nucleotides long. RefSeq names its product choline transporter-like protein 1. The transcript has 8 exons. The coding region runs from base 230 to 1606 and encodes 458 amino acids. The record is from RefSeq and is a predicted model, not a curated record. Gene Ontology annotation, molecular function: transmembrane transporter activity. Gene Ontology annotation, biological process: transmembrane transport. NCBI's taxonomy places the organism in Eukaryota, Metazoa, Arthropoda, Insecta, Diptera, Culicidae. Gene Ontology annotation, cellular component: membrane.